Molecule: messenger RNA, 750 nt
Organism: Myotis lucifugus (little brown bat)
Lineage: Eukaryota; Metazoa; Chordata; Mammalia; Chiroptera; Vespertilionidae
Gene: PMVK
Product: phosphomevalonate kinase
Exons: 3
Coding region: 251-628 (125 amino acids)
Biological process (GO): cholesterol biosynthetic process; isopentenyl diphosphate biosynthetic process, mevalonate pathway
Cellular component (GO): cytoplasm
Molecular function (GO): phosphomevalonate kinase activity
Source: RefSeq, a predicted model, not a curated record
GGCGUCUGCCGCGGGGAGGCCGCCCCGGGAUCAGCCUUCUUGGCCUCCACAUUGAACUUCUUCGACGUUAAUUAAAACGCACGGAAGUGCAGGUGCGGGCGGCCGGGCCCCUGCACGGCUGCGGGGAGGACGCGCGGAGCCCUCCCUGCGGCCGCUCCACCCGGUGGCCGCCUCCGUUCAAGCGCCCGUGGCCCAAUUUAAGGGUUGGGAGUCGUGCCAUUUUUAGGGAUCGCCCAAGUGUGGGGGCCCCAUGGCCCCGCGGGGAGGAGCCCCCCGGCUGGUGCUGCUGUUCAGCGGGAAGAGGAAAUCCGGGAAGGACUUCGUGACCGAGGCGCUGCAGAGCAGACUCGGCGCGGACGUCUGUGCUGUCCUCCGGCUCUCCGGUCCCCUCAAGGAGCAGUAUGCCCAGGAACACGGCCUGAACUUCCAGAGACUCCUGGAUGCCAGCGCCUACAAGGAGGCCUAUCGGCGGGACAUGAUCCUCUGGGGAGAGGCGCAGCGCCAGGCUGACCCCGGCUUCUUCUGCAGGAAGGUCGUGGAGGGCGUCUGCCAGCCGGUCUGGGUAAGGGUGCCGAGGGGCAGCAUUGAGGAAACUCCGUGUCUCCAGGCCUCGCCUUUCCCCGAAUGAGACUCAGAUGUGCCCAUUUCUCUCUUCUCACUGCCGCCUCCCAUGGCCCAAGCCCUCACCAUCUCUCCCCUGGACACCCUCGUAGCCCACACUGGUCUCGGCAUCAGCGCUUGUCCCCUGUG